Molecule: messenger RNA, 995 nt
Organism: Aspergillus neoniger CBS 115656
Lineage: Eukaryota; Fungi; Ascomycota; Eurotiomycetes; Eurotiales; Aspergillaceae
Exons: 1
Coding region: 213-995 (260 amino acids)
Source: RefSeq, a predicted model, not a curated record
CGCGUGUUCGAUACUUUGAAAGUACUUAUAUGAUAUGAUAUUCUUUCCUUGGGUUAUUUUGUAGUUCGAUCUGUAUUAUCAUGCUCUGCUUUACUACCUGAAAGAUUGAACUGACUACUUUCUUUUGUUAUACUUCUCUUCUAUCACAUACUCAUCUAUACUGAUACUACAUCCCUGCUAUCUGCCUACUAUAUACUACACACUCAUCCAAAAUGACCACCCCUCUACAACAACCACAUCACCACCCACACACCUCCUACAACCCCUACCACCCCUACACUAUCCCCAACCACGCCAACACCCACACCCAAACGAAAACCAAGAAACAACGUUCACGUCCAAACCGACGCCAACGCCAACACCAACACCCCACGCCCUCCUCCCCAUCCUCAUCCAAAAGCAGCAACAGUAACCGCUGCUUCACCUGGCUCCUCCUCCCCCGACAAAGCAACACACACAUCGCCAAAAACCGCUCUUCAUUCAGCAGCUACCGGCGAGCACCAUGCAAGAUCGCGAACCAGCGGGUGCUAGGCGUAGGAACAGUGCAGCUCCGCGUGCAACGGGCACCGGACGAUCCGCGCACGAAUACCCUUGUUUUGCAUGACGUGCUGCAUAUGCCGAAUGCCAGGUGUAAUGGGAUCAGUGUGGCGAAGUAUACGGGGGAGAGUGAGGAGGAGACGGCGUCAGAGGGAGGCAGUAGUGCUGGGGAGAGGGCGGUUGUGGAAGAGGUUGAGAAUGGGGGUGUUGUGAAGGUGAAGAGUGAGAGGGAGGAUGGGGAGGGGUUGUGGUUUGCGAGGGGGAGAAAUCUGGAUAAUGAAGGUGGGAAUGGGGAUGGGGAUGAUGGGUUGAGGGUUGUAUUGGCGGGGGAGAGGAGGGAUGAUGCUGGUGCUGCUGGGGAGGGUGCUGCUGGUGGUAAAGGGAUAAUGGGGGUGGUUGCGUCGAAGGAGGAAUUGGAGAUGUUGAGUGAGAGGGUUAGGAAUCGGUCGUGGGUAUAA